UUAAUUAGAUCAUCUUUUUAUGUAUUUACUUUAUGAAAGGUCAAGUAAACAACUCUCUUUUUCUUAACAACUUCAAAGUAAACAACUCAAACAACAAAAGCAAAUACAUAAAAUAACUUAAAUUAAAAAAAAUUAAAACAAUUUUACUUUUUCAGUAAGGUCUCUGUCUUCCAUUUGCAUAUAUAUAUAAAAACACCAAACCAGAUCCCAUUUUAUUAUUUGAAAAAAUAAGGAAGAGAAAAAUGGGUUGCCGUCAAAUAUCAGUGAUAGUUUUAUUCCUUUGGGUGUUCCAGUUUGCAGACAAGACCGUCGUAAGCUCGGCCGUAGAAGAGAAAGGAACGGUGUUUGUGUACGGAAGAGCGGCCGUGGGAACAGUAGACGAAGACUUCAUCUGCGCCACUUUGGAUUGGUGGCCACCUCAGAAAUGUGACUACGGAACUUGUGCUUGGGACCAUGCUUCGAUUCUUAACCUGGACCUGAAUAACACUAUUUUUCAGAAUGCAAUCAGAGAAUUUGCUCCAUUGAAAAUAAGAAUAGGAGGAACAUUACAAGACUUGGUGAUAUAUGAGACACCAGAUCAGAAACAGCCUUGUCUUCCUUUCACCCAAAACACUUCCCUUCUCUUUGGCUACACACAAGGAUGUCUGCCCAUGCGCCGAUGGAACCAGCUUAAUGACUUCUUUAGCAAAACCGGAGCUAAAGUCAUCUUCGGGCUGAAUGCACUCUCUGGUCGGAGCAUACAAUCUAAUGGCGAAGCCGUAGGAGCCUGGGAUUACACCAAUGCUGAAUCAUUCAUCCAAUAUAUAGUACAGAACAACCACACGGUCGAUGGUUGGGAGCUCGGCAAUGAGCUGUGUGGAAGUGGUGUUGGUACAAGAGUUGCAGCAAGUCAGUAUGCUACGGACACCAUAGCUCUUCGAGACAUUGUGAACCGGGUUUAUAAGGAUGUGAGUCCCAUGCCACUGGUGAUAGGCCCUGGUGGUUUCUUUGACGCUGCUUGGUUCACAGAAUACUUGAGCAAAACUGAAAACUCUCUCAAUGCCACCACUCGUCACAUCUACGACCUCGGUCCAGGAGUGGACCAGCAUCUGAUAGAAAAGAUUCUAAACCCUUCGUACCUGGACCAAGAGGCAAUAACGUUCCGCAGCCUAAAGAACAUAAUUAACAACUCCUCAACAAAGGCUGUGGCAUGGGUUGGUGAGGCUGGUGGCGCUUACAACAGCGGUCGUAAUCUUGUCUCUAAUGCGUUCGUUUAUAGUUUCUGGUACCUGGACCAGCUUGGUAUGGCAUCAGUUUAUGAUACAAAAACUUAUUGUAGACAGUCUCUGAUCGGAGGAAACUAUGGUCUGCUAAAUACUACUAAUUUCACUCCCAAUCCUGACUAUUACAGUGCUCUGAUCUGGCGACGACUUAUGGGAAGAAAUGCAUUGUUCACAACCUUUUCCGGAACCAAAAAGAUACGUUCAUACACCCAUUGUGCAAGACAAUCGAAAGGGAUCACAGUGUUACUGAUGAACCUGGACAACACUACAACAGUUGUGGCGAACGUAGAGCUAAAUAACACUUACAAACUAAGACACAGGAAGACGUCUCAGAAAAUAGCAAGGACUUCCCAGAUGCCUUGGGUCUCUAAUGGUGAAACCCAAAGAGAAGAGUACCAUUUGACAGCAAAGGACGCAAAUUUACACAGCCAGACUAUGCUACUCAACGGUCAUGCACUGCAGGUUAACUCGAUAGGUGACAUACCUCCACUGGAACCGAUACAUGUAAACUCAACAGAUCCAAUAACAAUAGCUCCAUAUUCUAUUGUGUUUGUGCAUAUGCCCAACGUUGUUGUACCUGCAUGUGCUUAGGGGAGCUGCUGCAUGUUGGACUUUUAUGACAGCUCCAUUCAAUUAUUUGAUUAGAAAAAGAAGUGUACCUAUCUUUCAGAACAAACUUUAUAGACCAAAUAAACGCAAUGAAAUAAUUUCCAAACACUUCUUUUUCAAAAAUUUAUUUCUGUUUUAACAGUUUCAAACUGGUUGGGACUGUACAGACGGUCCCACUAGAGAGUUAGAACGAAGCUACAAGAAAAGCUUCUUCU
This is a messenger RNA of Brassica rapa (field mustard), 2086 nucleotides long. Its product is annotated as heparanase-like protein 3. Gene Ontology annotation, cellular component: plant-type cell wall; membrane. Gene Ontology annotation, molecular function: beta-glucuronidase activity. The record is from RefSeq and is a predicted model, not a curated record. NCBI's taxonomy places the organism in Eukaryota, Viridiplantae, Streptophyta, Magnoliopsida, Brassicales, Brassicaceae.